AUGCGGGUAACACAUAUCCUUGGUUGGCUCGCGUGGUCGCUACAUGCCUCAGCGACUAUUCUGCAAAAUGGCCAGGAGAGGGAAGACCCGUGGCCGGGACAGGCGCCCGUGAUCACGCUGGACGACAACUGGAAAACAUACGAGGCGGAUGCGCCGGAGAUCGCUUUUAAAGGCCGCUGGGAUAGCCAACAUGGUGGUCGUUCGUCUUCCCCAGACUUUCCCCUCCCCCUUGCGACCUUUACUAACGACGAUCCUGACAUCAGAGCGCCGGGGAUUAAAACAGAAUUCACUGGAAAUAAGCUUGCUGUGAGCUUCGGGCCCAGUACCAACGAUGGCGCCCUCGUCGCCUACCGUGUUGGAAACCUUGACUGGCAGUAUUCCAAUGUCACUGCCGAUUCCACCUAUCAAUUUAUAGGGGACGACUCAGAACUUGGAGAGGUACCUGCGGAUACCGGCAAGGUGUUUGAGAUGCGAGUUCAGAUUGCUAGCGUCUCGUCGGCGGGUGACGCGCAUCUUAACGUCCCGCCACGGUUCGAGAAGAAGGUUGAGGUUAUCGGUGGAUCCGUCGCCGCAGGACAGUACGGAACUUACGAGACACUCUCGUCGUGGUCAUGGUUGUUUGUCGCCGGCCUGGGCAAUGUCGAGCACACUUUAACGGCCUACCCUGGCGUAUGCCUCGUUGAUAAGCAAUGCUAUGGUGGUCAAUCACACGGCAUAGGCUGGUACUGGCAUAGGGCAUCCGAUCCAGGAAGCCGUGCUCGUGCCACUUAUGGCGAUGAGCCCGAAAAAUUCGACGUGAAGGGUGACCAGGCCACGGAUCUGUUCCUCAUUCAGAUGGGAGGAAACGACCACCGACACCCCAACGAAAUCCCCGGUCGCAAUUACUACCAUGGCUAUAUCGAGUUGAUUGAUGACCUUCACCAAACACACCCACAUGCUACUGUUCUCCUCGUGUCCCAAUGGGGCUCGUGGAAGCAAGAUGGCCUAUCUUUCGUCCCGAGCGAGGUCUAUGAGGAUGAACACCGUGCUAUUCACGAACAUUACAAGGACCAAGGGUUCGUCUACUAUUUUAGUACCAAGGGUAUCUUGCAACACAACGAUAUCAACCCUAAGAACCACCCGACCGAUGUCGGCCACAUCAAGCUCGCAAGCCAUCUGCUACAAUGGGUUAGGUUGGUUUUGAGAUGGGAGCUUGAACCUCUUGGAGAGGUUACCCAUGGAACUCUCUACUGGAACAACCAGCAAGAGUAUUAG
Molecule: messenger RNA, 1254 nt
Organism: Penicillium waksmanii
Lineage: Eukaryota; Fungi; Ascomycota; Eurotiomycetes; Eurotiales; Aspergillaceae
Product: SGNH/GDSL hydrolase family protein
Exons: 9
Coding region: 1-1254 (417 amino acids)
Molecular function (GO): carboxylic ester hydrolase activity
Source: RefSeq, a predicted model, not a curated record